Cryptotermes secundus is the source of this 396-nucleotide messenger RNA. RefSeq lists its product as uncharacterized. The coding region runs from base 48 to 377 and encodes 109 amino acids. The transcript has 2 exons. Lineage: Eukaryota; Metazoa; Arthropoda; Insecta; Blattodea; Kalotermitidae. The record is from RefSeq and is a predicted model, not a curated record.
GUUUUCUAGGGCUAGUUCAAUGACUUUAAAACAUUUAAGGGAGAGGUAUGUUAAAAGACAAUAGGAAGACACUGGGCAUUACGAAGCGGGCAAGAGAGUGCAAUUUCCGACAGAUACUCGUCAGUAGAAAUAACAGGCCCCACAUGUUUGUUCCAUACAAGUCACAGUAUUAUUCUUAUCGGAGUGGUAACAGCUGCCGUGGCAAGCAGUACGAUUCAAGUGCGUUGUUCCAACAGGUAAGCACAAAUGGUAGCAAUGGUCGUCGACUAUGCAAGAAAGCUACUACUGCAGAACAAACCACUAAGUCAGGCAGCUUCAACCGCAACUCUUCUCAGGACGGACAACGCAACGAGGAGCAGCUAGCAUUUUGUGCCUAGUAUGGCCGCUAGCAAAAUA